This is a messenger RNA of Drosophila eugracilis, 1009 nucleotides long. Its product is annotated as chymotrypsin-2. Bases 16 to 816 code for a protein of 266 amino acids. The transcript has a single exon. Gene Ontology annotation, biological process: proteolysis. NCBI's taxonomy places the organism in Eukaryota, Metazoa, Arthropoda, Insecta, Diptera, Drosophilidae. Gene Ontology annotation, molecular function: serine-type endopeptidase activity. The record is from RefSeq and is a predicted model, not a curated record.
GGCCAAACCUUCGAGAUGCAGCUGCUCUACCUAAGCUCUCUGAUUCUACUGCUCCUGCAGCCACCCAAUCCCUGCGAGUCUAAGCGCUUGGUUGGACCCAUUUCUAGGGGUCCAUCGGGUAGGAUUAAGGGUGGUCAGGAGGCUGAGAUUGGAUUUGCCCCGUAUCAGGUUUCUCUGCAACCCAUCGUGGGUUCCCAUAACUGCGGUGGUGCCAUCUUGAACGAGCAGUGGAUCAUAACCGCCGGUCACUGUGUGGAGAACUAUAUUCCGGCGCUGGUCAACGUGAUUACGGGAACAAAUAAAUGGGCAGAGCCAGGAGCCGUAUAUUACACCGAGAGUAUCCACAUGCACUGUAUGUACGAUCAGCCCUAUAUGCAUAACGACAUCGCCCUGGUGAAGCUCACCCAGAACAUUACCUUCAACGAGCUGACCCAACCCAUUGCAUUGCCUACAAGACCAGUUCAUUCCGGCGAUGAGAUCGUCCUUACGGGUUGGGGUGCCGAGGAAGCGUACGGUAGCUCCGUGGAGAAUCUGCAGAAGUUGACCCUGGGAUUCGUUCCUUUCGAGGAGUGCUACGAUAUCUUCAACCAGACCAGCAGCAUGGGUGUGGGUCACAUCUGCACCUUUUCGCGGGAGGGCGAAGGUUCCUGUCACGGCGAUUCCGGUGGUCCGCUGGUGAGCAAUGGCAGUCUGGUGGGCGUGGUGAACUGGGGUCGACCGUGCGGGGUUGGAUUUCCGGAUGUUCAGGCAAAUGUCUACUAUUAUCUGGACUGGAUUCGCAGCAAGAUCAGCGGCAACAGCUUGUGUUACUACUAAUUUACUUACAAAACUAAAAAAUUAGUUAGAAAAACUAAAAAAAUUGCAUUAAACAGAAGGAAAUAAAGAAAAGCUUAAUCUUAUUAUUAAAAGGGUUUUUGGAGAGGAGGUUCUUAUUUUUUAACCAGUUAUUAUGUUCGAAAUUAAGAAAAGAAUAAAUUAUGUUAUGAUUCAUAAUGCCUGAUUACCUAAA